Molecule: messenger RNA, 18294 nt
Organism: Toxoplasma gondii ME49
Lineage: Eukaryota; Apicomplexa; Conoidasida; Eucoccidiorida; Sarcocystidae
Product: Myb family DNA-binding domain-containing protein
Exons: 6
Coding region: 2681-15346 (4221 amino acids)
Source: RefSeq, a predicted model, not a curated record
GUGUGUGUGUGUGUGUGACAUGGUCUGCAUGUCUGAUUGUCAACGGCAAGGCUUCUCAGUCCGCUGGUCUGCCAGGAAUUGUAGGCCUUGUCGACGCAGGACGAAAGAGGACCACAACGAGCUUCUGUCACAAAAAUGGAGAGAUACAUCUCUCAGAGAGUUAUGGAUACCAUGAGAGAAAAUACCACUACACAGAUGCAUAGUCAUUUGACGCUAACCGGACACAGAAAGAGGUUAAAACUUCUGAACAACUUUACACUCGUCACCAUGCUUAAAGAGAACCGGCCAGAAAAGCUGAUAUAACAGCCACUCCAGUGGUACCAGUUACUGGUUGACGAUUGAAGGCAGAAAAGGCAGAGCUCGCCGAUGAUGGUGUAGACACAAACUCAGACGAAUGCUAUGCCUUUUGGGGCGUUGUUGCAGAUGUGGGAUGGGCGGCGCAUCCCACAACGACGUGUUGGUCUUCAGUCGAGAAAUCGGUCUUCGGGAUAGCUAGCGUAACACGGAAUUUUUUUUCUAUGCUCGUCCACCAGUUACUGUGAAACUUGUCCAGAAUAUCUAAAUAGUUAUUUGCGCAGUCGUCCAACCUAGCUGUGUCGGGUGCACAGUACUGAGUUGUGUAGUCUGUAGGCUGCAUCGAUCCGUCUUUACCACAGUCAACGGUGAGAGUGUUCUUCUCUUCUGACAUCUCGACCUCCACGGCCUUCUCGUUGCUAGCCUGACCGUAUGCGCAGCUGACAACAUUUUUGUCGUCAGCAGAGGAUGGUCUGGCAUUCACGUUCACUGUCACUUUGCAAGACUUGUUAGACGCCGGAGCAACGGUUUGGCAUCCGACAAAGAAUGUUUUGUCUGUUAGAGGAAGAUCCGUUUCCUUUAGCUGGAGCGUCCACUCUUCGUGGUCCUUCUCGUCUCUGUUUAUUUGGGUCCAUCCGAGCUCUCGACCAUCUCAGAAUAUUUUGCCAGCGUCACGAAUUGUCCAGGACCUCAUUCCCGAUCUUGCAAUCGCCUGCACGCGAAGCCGGCGGUCUUGUAGUCUGUCCGUCGCAGACAGCGGUCAAACUUGCCAGCAUAGCCGUGUUGUUGCCCUGCUCCUUGUUCUAACUAUUGACACACGCCAAAGUAGCUGUGAGGGAACUCUGCGACAAAGACAGUGUCGCAGUAGAUGGCGUGACAUUGUCGUCUUCGGCAGCUGUACAAAUGGCAACUCCGGCCGAGGUGUCCGUUUGGCUCUGGGCGCUCUCCGCAUUUGACACCCAGUUCCCACGCAGGGCCUCCUCAUUUGCCCCAUUCGCAAAGGCUUUCUGGUCUAAAAGCAGCAGAACUCCACCCAAGGAAACUGCCAUAAACUUCCGGGCCUUGGACCUACACCCGCCAUAACUAUGCUGCAUCUGCCCGUUCGUGUCACUGCGUAGGCUUGAAUGAAAAACCGAAUCAAUAUCGUGAGAAUAUCCAGCAUGUGAAAGCAGUACGACUUAAAACUAACAUUACAGUACCUGAAGUUCCAAAAAAUAAACAUCAAGAGUGACUGGUGUGCCUGCUUGGCGGGCUGAUCAACAAAAGGAAAUCCAGAAGCCUCGACAGCAGAUCUACUCGGGCUGGCGUGGCACGGCCGCAUGCUCUUCUCGGCGGUCCCCGGCGCUGCCAAAAUUACCAGUGAAUCCGGGACACUUAUGGACAAAACUUUGUGUUGUCACUCAAAAAGAUGAGGAUACACCAAAACAGAUGAUAAAGAAUUCUUCAUCCACGCGAAAUCUCGCACCAUGGUUGGAGUUUUGCUCUUGGUGUGACACGUGUGAGGCCACGCGCUGGCUACGUUCUGUUACUGAGUCGAAAAUCCUCCCGGCAAAGAGACGAACUUCGUCGUGAGCUGAGCAACCAAGGCAGUUGUAAGAGAAAAUGAUAGAAGAACUGUUCAGCGACGUUUUAGCGUGAUUUAGUGAGCUUCUGAGUGAUGCGAACUCCUUAACCGUAACUCUGUAACAAACAGGCGGGCUUCUAUUUGUCAUCUAGACGAGCUCUGUCGAAGUAUCUCUGCACUUUAUCCCGUACUAAGAAACACUUUUAGUGUCUAGCGCCGUUUCUGGUUCUCAUUUGCUUUUCGGGACAGGCUUGAAUCCACGCGUCUCCGAGUUUGCAGCCUGGCACGCCCAGCAGCUGGACUCUCGACCCGACUCGCCAGCUGCCAGUAUGCGUCACACGGUCUGUACUUAUACCGGGAGUAGACAGCACUCCAGCGGUUCACUCAUGUACUGCGGCAACCAGAGUUUUAGGUUUUCACUUUUUGAAGAAUCCGAAAAUAAACGUCUGGAACUUCCAGAGAGAGUUCUGCGGCGACCGAGAGGAAACAGGACACGCUGCGAGUUGCCGACUGUUGGCGGCGGCCGGACGGAGGGUUCUGUUUUUCGCAGGGGUUGCAUGCAUCUUGGUACGCGAUUCUUGCGAGACGGUUAUUCUAUAAUCAGUUCUCUGCAGAAACGUCUCACCCUUUCUCCGCGUGGAAAAGUGAUUUCAGCGUCUCGUGGCGACGGGUUGCGUCCGCAGAUUUUGACCGCCGUCUUUUUCUGUGGUACGAACCGGAUUUUUGUAUCUUGAGCGCCCCGUUUCCCCAUCCAUUAAAUGGCCUGGCUCUGGGGAACGUGGCAGUCUGAUCAGCGCAUCUUCUCCCCCUUUCGGGACCAGGAUGGCAGAGCCCUCGAGCGAGGACGCUUCGGCCUCCCCCGAGUCGCAUCUUCCGUCUUCGUCUGAACUCCACGUAGGUCUCGAACAAAAUGACGUUUCUCACCUCCCCGCUGAUCCCCCGGCAGAGUCUGAGGCCAGGCCUUCAGCGGACGUUCCGUCCGCUGCUGUCGGCGGCGCACCUCCGCUCUCGACUUCCUCCUCCUUCGAGUCUUCGGCUUCCUCGCUUCCUGGCGCCUUUCUGAGUCGAUCUGUCUCGUCUGAUUUGUACGAUGCAUCUUUCACCGUGGAGGAGGAGGACGACGACCUCCUCCGCAAAAUGCAUUUUGCGCUGCAAGACGAUGAGGACUCCGCCUCGACGGAGAACGCCGCAACGUGCGUCUCCUCCUCUAUGGGGCUUCUCAUGGACCCGAGUCUAGGCGGUCCGUCUUCCUUGUCAGGCGCCAGUUCGUCGGUUUCCACGGAGUUUUUCACCGCUUCUUUCGCCUCCAGUAGUUCUUCAGUCGCCGUCUCCGGUCUCGCCCCCUCUGCGCCAUCCUCCUCGCCACCCUUGUCUUCUCAGCGCCAGUCGCCUCGUGACGGAAAUGCUUUCCCCCUCGACGGGAGCGAGGAAGGCGCCAGUCCCUCCGACUCCGGCACCCAGGCAGGCAGCUCCCCCGCUGCACCUGCACCCAACUCCUCUGGCGGUACCACACCGCUGGGUGGCGGCCUGCGCGCGGGCCGCUCUAUUGGGUCUGCAUUUGCAGAAGACUCUUCUGUUUCAACUGCUGCGCCGGGUGGCGGACCGCGGCUGGACCGCCUCGGCUUUGCAGGUUCUGGAGAUCCUUUGUUUCCUUCGCUUCCCGCGGCGAGCUCGCCACCGACGCAGAAGGACGCAGAGCGGACAGAGAACAUCGUCGGCAUGGGCCUCGCAGCUCUGCACAAGGCGCUGGCGAAGAAGGCGCAAGAGGCAGCAGCCAAGGCUCGCGAAGAAGGCAGCGAGACUGGAGUCUCUGCUCUUCCGACCCGCAACGAGGAUUUUAAGAUCGCCCCCCUUUCUGCCUGUUUCCUCAAAACCGAAGACAACCAGCCAAACGUAAACGAGGCCCACUCAGAGUCAGUCAAUUCCGCGACAGACACGAAGGCGAAGGUGCCAGCAGACGCGGCGGAGGAACCUGAGACGUCCGCGAAAGGGGAUGCGCGCAGAGAGAGAGAAGAGACGAUGACGGCGGAAGCACACACGGAAAACGAGAAAUUCGUAACAGAGGAGACGCGAGAACGCGCAGGAAAAGAGGGACGAGAAGGCAUUCCAGCAGACACUUUGAAAGAAGAACAAACCACCGCUACAUCUGCGUCUUCUCCUCCAGUUGAUAGUGUGAAGGAGGAGAGGACUGAGGCGGAGAGCCACGACCCCACCUCUUUGGAAAUCUCCAAAGCGCUACGUCAGGGUAAAUCCGAUUCAGGUGACGAUGGAGACUUGUCUCUUUCGAAAGACGUUUCUUUGUCUGUUGCGCCUUCCUUUGGUCUUUCUGCAUCACUUGAAACUGGAGACAGCGACCGAGAGGCCCCGGUGUCUCCGAGCGCCAGUGCCCCCCAGUCGCCGCCCCCUCUCCCUUCUUCUCCGUCGGUCUCGCCUUCCUCGACUCCUGAGAAGCAAGAGGAGAUGUCUGCUUCCGGAGAGUGUUCGCUUGUCACGGAUCCGCAGCUCUUUCGUCUCCUUCGCGCGCUGGAGCAAGCGGGUGGGGAGGUCGAGGAAAAAAUGAUGGCAGAGGAGAAACAUUUUGCGGACACAGCCGCGAUGUUACUUCGCGAGUUGGACAUGGAAGCCGAGGCCGCGGUCGGUCUCUCGGCCGGGGUCUUCUCCGGGGAGCGAAGCGGUGAAGGGGGGCCACCGCAUUCCAGAGAGGACGGCGAGGAAGACUCGGAGGAAGAGGAAGUCGGCAAGAAGGUGGAAGGAGAAGAGGACAGAGAAGAGGAGAUAGAGAACUGGGAAGACAAAGAGAAGGGGCACCCGCCGAGAGAAAAGACAGCUGGCUCUUUGGACAUGCGUGACCUGGGUAAAAGCGCGCAUCUCUUUCCAUCUUUUUGCGGAACGAGCCUGUCUUCGUUCUUGCCUCUGCGAGCUAACCGGCACAGGAAACAAAAGUCAAAACACUGUCUUUCGAGGACUCCUGCGUAUGCUUCUCUGCUGCGCAGAAAACGCCUCGAGAGGAAGAUUAAGAGUGUGCGAGAAACUCUUCUCGCGGCGGUCGGCGCGGCGGAAGAGGACAUUGGGAUACUGGAGAAGGAAUUUCAGAAUGUCGCGGAGUGUGAGAUUUCUCCAUUUCCCUCUGCGAACGAGAUCGGUCUGCCCCCCUACUGCUUCGCCCCCGCCUUCGAGGGCCUUCCGAGUGUCGGGGGCUCGCGGGGUCUCUUCGCGCUUCCCCCAGGAGUCUGCAGGCCGGACCGCGGAGACAGCGCGUGGUUGCCGCCCUCGGCCUGGCCUGCUGCUUUCAACAACCUCCCUUUGACUUCCGUUGUCUCCGAAAGUAUUGUCUCUUCUCUGCCUUCUUCGCCUCUCGCCUCCACCUCGGGGGGCGGACUCCUCGGCGCGGAUGAAGACCAGGGCGACGCCGCAGCGGGAGACACCGGCCCGCAAAGUCACCGACUCGCCCCGAGUGCGGCCUCGCGCUCGCGGGUGGCCUCGCGCCUGUCUCUUUUGCUUCCUUCGAUCACCUCGGACUCGAGCGCCAGGUGCCCCACAGAUUUUGGCUUCGAAGCAUGUCCGAACACACCAGACGGGGCCAGCGCGAGCGGAUUUCUUAGGCCCGCGAGCUCAGCCUUUCCCCGGGGCGGUGGGGAUCAGCGGAACGCGCCAGGACUGGUUUCGGAGACUCUGCAGGAGGCGACUCGCACCGUCACGGGGGACGGAUCCGAGGCGGGAGGGGGGUGCCAUGGGGCCCUGGCCCAAGAUCCAUCUGGCGAGGGGACAGACACGAACGAUGAAGAAUGUGACGACAUCCGCCUGAGUGUCGGGGAUGAAGGGAGUUCAUGUUCUCUGUCUUCGGCUUCCUUGGCGGUUCCCGGGGAAGGCGUUUCGGACUCUAGAAAACCAAAGCGCUCGAGGUCGCUCGAGGUCCUUCCGGGGGCGUCACGCCCCGAGGCCCCGGGCGACUCGUCGCCAUCUCUCGCCCCAGGCGAGACUGACUCCGAGGAGACACUUUGUCUCCUCCCAGGCUCCGCCUUGGAGGCCCAGGAUUCUGGUGAAGACCUCCGAGGCGCCUUGGCGCAGCCGCACUCGCCGAGUGCGGAGAGCCGAUCCGAGGAGGCCCUGACCGUCGCGGCGCUCCUCGGAGGGUACCCUUCUGGCGGACCAGCUGGCUCCGGGGCUCCGCAUGGUUUUGCGGCCGUCUCUGCGGCGUUCAACUCCUGCGGAAACGACUCAUUGCUUAGCGGCGGUUUUGAGGCCCAGGGCGAGGCCGCGAGCGAAAGGGGCGACGGUUUCCUCCUGAGUGCAUGCAGCAGCGCGGGACGCUCUGGAGCCCUGGCGAAGGGCAAGGGCCUCGCGACGGGGCCGCGGGCCGCGGGGGGCGGUAAGAAGCGUGGCGGGCGCGCGGCGACGGCGCGGGCAGGGGCAGAUUGGGUGGAGGCGGACAGAACGGCCAAGCAGCAGCGUCUGCCUCUCGAGUUGUUCUCCCUCGCGACGAAGCACACGCAUGAAGAAGCGUACAUUCGCGCUGCAGCUUCCUUUUGGGAGAAAACGAAAAACUGGGAAGCGUCCAACGCAGGUGGUGACCGUUGUUCUCCGGAGAGGCCUUCUGGAGAAAACACCAGCCACGACGGGUCUGUUAAUAUGGGGUCGUCUCUGUCCUGUUCAGGCGCCUUCUACGCUCCGGUGCCGCCGGCCCUCCCGGCGCUCUUCCUCGCGGCGCAGCAGCUGCAGCCGGCGGUGGGGUCCGACGGGAUCCGGAGAGGUCCGUGGCUGUCGCAUGGCGAGGAUAUUUCUGCGGGGAUUCGGGUGACAAAUCGACGACGGGCGCUUGUUUCGCUUCUCGAGUUUCUCAGAGAAGUCGCGCAAGUCGCCAUUGUUCAAGUACGCGAGCCUCUCAGUCGCCUAGGAGACGGCCCGAGUCUCGCCUCAACCGUCGCCGCUGCGACCGCAGUCGCCGCGAGUGUGGGGGGCGUGUCUCCGCGAGUGGCCGGAGGGGCCGAGAAGAGCCCAGGUGUCUCUGGGGGCGACGACGAGGGCGGGCAGGACUCCCGGGAGUUGGGCGAGGACGGCAAAACCGACAGUGUGUGUGAAGAAGACCGGCGGGGGUCGCGGGGCGCGGUCUCGCAUGCCGACGGGGUCUGGGGCUCCAAAGCCUCUCGGGCGGAUCCUGCGUCCCAGCUGGUGUCCUCCUCGGGGGAGAGGCGAGAGGCUUUCAUCUCUUGCUUUCCCUCGCCUUUUGCAGCUUCUUCUCUGUCGCCUUUCGCCGCGCUGCCGCAGAGCCCCGCGGUCUGGUUCGACCCGCCGGUCCCCGCGACCGUCUGGGGGGGCGAGGUGACGAGCGGCGCCUCGGCAGGCUGGCUGGGCUCCAACUCUGCCUUGGGUGCGUCCGCGCUCUCGGAGCGAGAAGGGACGUUGGGGAAAGGCGAGGGGAGGGCGGGGCCUGUGGGGCAGAAGGCCGGGCCGGUGGGACCUGCUGCGGGCGGCUCCGCUCUCGCCGAGGAGGACGAGGGCGGCCGCAGCGAUGAAGAGAGGCGGUGGGCUUCUCUGCCUGGGUUUGGAGGCGGCAGCGUGGAGCGGGUGGUUUUGUACGUGAGAAGGGACGGUGUGCCUGCGGAAUGGCUGCGCGAAAUGCCCUUUGAGUGCAAGCUGCAGCUCGAGGUCGAAGCGGAAGAAGAGGGAGAAGGGGGAGAGCCGCGGAUACGUCAUGGAGGGGAGGCAGACGUAGAGAAAGAAAGAAGGGAGCAGCGCAAGGACUCGAGUCACGGAGAAAGUGAACAAGGAGACAGACCGGAGACAACGGAGAACAAGACAGAGGGAACGGAGAGAACGGGGGCAAAGGCGCCCUCGCCUCUCUGCUUGUUGGGUUCAGAUGCCGGGAGUGGAGUUUCGAGUGAAGGAAAGGAAGGGAAGGACGAUACCUCAAGCGACAGAGAAGGACGUUUGGCUCCGCGUGAAGCACAGGAAAAGCAGCUUUUGCCAUCUUUGCAGGAUCCGCGAUUUUUCUCUUCUGCGAGUCUCGUCCGAUGCAAACCCCCGUUCCUGCGACCGCCAGUUUCCUCUCCUCCCUUUCCGCCGCAGUGCCGCAUCCCCAAGUGUACUUGCUGUGUCGAAGUUUCAGAGGGGAAAUCUGCUUCCCAAAGGGCCUCUUCCGCUGCUGCGCCUACUGGGCCUCUCACCUCGUCGCCCUCGCUGAGCUGCUCUGACGGCGCCCCCUCCAGACCAAGCAAACGAAAGAGACCAGACGAGGAACGAGGCGCCGAUGCGCGGACCGGAGACCAAGAAAAGCGAAGGAAAAAGAGCGAGGAAGAAGAAAACGAAGAGGAGGAAGAAGGUGGACGAGGAAACAGAAGGGAAAAGGAUGCGUAUUUUGUGAUGGACGAUGCUCUUGCGUUUUUAAGCCGUGUAAGGCGAGGACAGCGCGAGGCUCUUCUCCAAUUUCAGAAGCAAGCAUCCGAGCUUUGCAUGCAGUGUUUCCCAGACGAAGCAACUCCCAGGAGUUGCCGGAGAGAAGAUUCUCUUUCAGUUCGCGAAAGAUCUCCUCCUCUCAAAAAGUUGAGUGACGAACCAAGCGGCACAGCGUCAUCUUCAUCGUCCUCGUCAUCUUCAUCAACUUCAUCGUCUUGUGCUUCUUCUCUGAGACGUUGGUGGGGAUCUUUGAGAGCUUUAGGUUUGCCUGUGUCGGAUGUUGUGCAGGCGAUUUCGAUCGCCGAGAGGGAGGAGCGUUGGGCGAAGACGCCUUCGAGACACUUGCGUCUCUCGGUCGACAGCUUGGUCCGCGAUCGCGGGAAGGAAGAGUUUGUCGAGCUCGCGUUUUUCCUGCCCCACAAGCCGAGCACUGUGGAGCCUUGGCAGGUCGCUCUGGAGCUGUCGGAGGAGGAUUUCGCCGCCGACAGACUCGCGUCGGAAGUGGAUGGUUCCGCGCACCCGCGCCGCUUCAGCCAGGCAGAGGGGGAGAAGGCCGAGGGUGCAGGCGCCGCGCCUGCGACUCCGAGAGCGCCUUUCUUUCUCGCGACGGAGACAGCGAGAGAGGCCGAGGUCGAAACGGAGAGGGACGUGGAGAGUGGAGGCCGCGGGAGUUCGCGGGAGAGGACCGAGGAGGAAAGAGAGAAGGGAGAGGCUGCGUUCGAGGGCGACUCGAGGUCCGAAGGCCCUUCGGGGAAGGGUAUCAGGGGGCGCGCAGGCAGAGGCGGGCGCGGCGGGAAGAACAAGACGACAGGAAAGAGGAAAGAGCGAGAAGAAGAGAGAGAUGACAGAGAAGAGAAAGCGAAGAACAAAACUGGAGCUUCGGAAAGCAAAACCGGAGGUUCAGACAGGUCACCCUCUACUGUCUCCGGGGAAGGCCGUGGCGGUAGGGGGACAGAGACGCCGAGGGAGUUUUCUCUCUUGGCAGUCGUGGAGAACUUCGAGAAAAACUGUUCAAAGCAGGACGGCGACGCGGUGCCCGGACCUGCAGGUAUCCGGCGUGUCUGGCAGGUGUUGGCGCAGAGAAAGGCGAAAAUGCAAAGUCUUUUCCGUCAGCAGAAACGUCUUUGUCGAGCUCUCUUUAAGUCUUGGCGCAGAACGCGCUUGGCGGCGGAGCGGCUGCGGAUUUCGGAAGGAGACGCUUUCGCCUGGGGGGUGCUGCCCGUCCGGGCGCUCGACCAUCCCGAGCAGCUCGUGUCUCUUCCCGCCGGUUUUCGCACCGGGAGUCGCUGGGCGCCGUACCAGAGCGGCUGCGAGCUGGCAGAAGCGGCUACUGAGGAAGAGAAGAGAACUGCAGGCGAGGGAUCGCGACGCAGCGCGCGAGGGCAGGAGUGUGCGACCUCCGUCACUACUUCAGGCUCCGGCUCCGGCGCGGCGGGCGGCACAGAUCGACAGCGAGCGAAGGAGGAGGCGGCGAGUCGCGAGUCGAAGCGCGAGUGGAUGCAGGCGAACUACGCGAAUUUGACAGGGCCGGGAGUCUUUUGGCGCGACUCGUGUCUCUUCUCUCUGGGGCAGAGCGCGCGACAGCGACUCGACCGACGCUCCGAGCAAGGCCCGGGCGUCUAUCCCCUCGACCUCAUCGAGAAAGACCUCGACUUUGCGAUUCUGGACAUCGAGCGAGCUGUCUCCUUCCACGAUCGAUCCUCUCUGCUGAAGGAUGUAGCGCAGGUGGAACUGGAGAAGAAAACCGCGACGGUCUGGGCAGAGGCGGAGGCGCGAACGUUCGUAGAGAAAUUUCUCAUGUACCCGAAGAACUUUGAAAAAAUUGCUUCUUAUCUCGACGGAAAAAACACCAAAGACUGUGUGGAUUUUUACUAUCGUUUCAAGUAUCAAUUUGGGUUAAAGCGACGCCUGCAAGAACUCGAAGACACUGCACGGAGCAAGAAGAAGAACCGCCUUCUCGGAUCUAAGCAGCUUCGUCGAGAGGAACUUGUUGCAGAGGCCAUGGCUCGGCUCGAGUCAGAGUGCUCCACCGCGCAAAUGCGGAGUUUCAACGCGCAGAAUGCGCUGCCCUUCGACGUGUUUAGCGGCUAUCUCCUUCACCAGCGAUCAAUCUGGAACGUUCUCAAGGAUCCUGUGGGAACUCGUCCGGCGGAUGAGGCGCCUGACUCGGACGUGGAAGUGGACGCUCGCGGGCAGCCCGCGCGCGAAUUGUUUUUGGAGAAUUUGCGGGAGGGGUACUUUUUUCCUUCUACUUUUUCGGGAUUUGUGCCUCCCGGCCGAGUCGCCAACGUCCCCGCGUGGUUUUCGCCUCCGCUGCAUGCGCCGCCGAAAGGUUCUCGGGGCUUCCCGCCUCGCUCAGCGCAGCCUGCGGCGUCGCCAAGUCAGACGGUGCCUCUUGCAUGCGUUCCUGGGUGUUUCUUCAUCGAAAGGCAUCCAGAGCGCCUCCCCACACGGCCGCCUGCGUCGGUCGAGACCCGGGCAGCCGUCCCCCCGACCUCGCAGGCGAACUCGCGCACCCUGCCCUCACAGUCUCCUUCACACGCCGCUUCAUACCUGCCCGCGCCGAGCUUCUCGUACCGACAGCUGAACACCGUUCUGACAUGCUUGCAGGCGGCGGCGCAGCGCGGUCGCGGAAGCGACGAAGAUGGACCGUCGUACAUGACGCGGUCGCGGUCAGGUCGAAACAACUCGAAUUCGAGGGGCAGUGCAUGCGGCCAGAAGGCCUCCCAGACGUCUGUUCCGGGCAGCGGACAAGACCGCGCAGGGUGGCAGAGUCCGAGAGCGCGCGCGCUCGACGCGCUGCUGCUGCGUCUCCGAGGCGUCUUGCGGGGGAAGCAAACGGGACUGUGGAAUUCCCAGAGAAGGCGGCAAGGCCACAGCGAGAAAGCUGCUGGGGUCGCGGCCGUCUCCGGAGAGAAAGCCGGAAUGGAAAACCGCAAAUCCAAACUCGGAACUGGCCUCGGAGGCACACUGGCGGGAGGAGUCGGAACAGAAGGUGAGAAAGGAGAGUUUUCGGAGAUGUCUGUGAACGGCGAGGGCGUCGUCGACGGAGAGAGGAGAGAGGCGGCGAGUGGCGGGGAAGACGGCGAGGCGACUGGGGCGUCUGUGCCUCGCGGAAGCUCGCAACAUGCGGAGAGCGCUCUCGAGAGGAAAGGAAGCAGAGAGAGGUUUCCUGCGAGCGAUGCGAAACGCUUCAAGAGCGAGGAGAGUGCAGAGAAUCUCGAAGACCGCGAGCGCAAACGCCUUCUCGCCCUGCAGAGCGGCCAGGCAGCCGCGCUACUGGGUGCGACCGGAGAGGGCACUCAGACAGAAGAGAGCGAGAGUCUCGCGUCUGGGGUGUCUGCACAAAGCGCGGGCGAAGGCGAGGACCGGAAGAAAGACCUGCCCUCGCCUCCCGCGAGUCAGGAGAAGAAGCCGAACAUGCCUCAGACAGGCAAGUCCCCUGUGCCGAACAGUCCUGCCUCCUUUUUAUGUAUGACGGCGAAGCAGAAAGAGGUUCUUCUCGGCAUGCUGGACUCGCGGACUUCUCUCUCCUCGCCGCUGCUGCCGCUGCUCUCUGGAGCGCCGGGGGCGGACCUCAAAAGCCGCAACGCGCCCCUCAUGCUCCCCUCCUCCGCGGCGGGCGUCUCUCUGCCUGGCUCCGCUGCGCUGCUGCGCUCCUCUCUCCUCGCGUCCUCGCCUCUCUCUCCUCUCUUAUCCCUCGCCUCGUUAGGCCAGACAGGCACAGCGGGUGCAGGAGCUGAGGGGAAGGCCGGUGCGGUAUUGGGGUGUCAGCGAACGCCCAAGCUGUCUGGAGUGCGUCCCCAGGGUCUGUUGGAGACUCUUUCUGCGUCGCUGUCGCGGUCCGUCUCGGGCGUCUCUGCUCUCUCCACGCCGGCUUCUUCUCCUCCUUGCUCGUCUCCGACGCCGCGCGCCGGUUUCGCCUCGUUGCCAGGUUCGCAGGCAGGUCCGGAUCCUUCUCUCUCUCUACUGGCUUCGCUGUCUGCCUCGCCGUCUUCAGGUUCUUCACCCGCGCUCCUCCCUGCUCUCUCCUCGCAGACUCCACCGCUGUUUCCUCUCGCCGCACAUGCGGACUCGGCUGCAUCUCCGCUCUCAGCUGCUCUCGCUUUCUCCAAGAACUUGCCUUCUUCCUCGGCUUCGUCCUCGUCUUCUGCCUCUUCUUCUACCGCGUCUUCCUCUUCUUCCUCGUCUGCGUCCUCGUCUUCUGUGGCAUCUGGCGAGUCGACGGAGACAGGUGUCUCUUCGGCGAAACCUGCGGGGUCUCCGCUGUCGGUACCGCUGGGUGUGCCUGGCGGGCGCGGCCUCAAUUGGUCUUCGUCGCAUGCAGAGAUGCUGAGGAGCCUGGCGGCUGCCUCAGCGUCAGGCCUCGUUCUGGAGGGGAAGCCGAGUCCAGAGUGCCUCGCGACACUGGCGAAACUCGCGUCACAGUCCGAGAAAUCAGACAAGAAGGAGGAAGAGACGGGAGGCGGCGUCUCUGGCAUGUCGAGUUCCGGGAUGACUCCGAGUUCGAGUUCGACUCCCAGUCACUCUCAGAUGUCGGAGACGACUGGAGGCAACGCGGCAACUGCUUCGGUGAAGGGAAGUCCUCAGUCUUCUGCUUCGUCUGUCUCCAUGCUUCCUUCGUCGGCUCUCGGACUGCUCGUUCAGGCGGCUGCAGCGGCGCGGGCGGCUGCGGCGGCGAAGGCCGCGCUAACUCAGCAAAAACCACUGCCUUCUUCGGUGCUUGCCUCUCCCGCGCUGCUGCCCUCCCACCCCACACCUGUCUCUUCGCGGAGUCUCCUCACGGGCCUAGUGUCUCCGCCGCUGGUCACGUCGCCUGUUCUCUCGCCCCUUCCUGUUUCGCUGUCUGCUCUCGGGGCGCUGGCUGCAGGUGCGGCAGUCCGAAAGGAAGCGAAGGAUGAGAAGCCGGGCGAUGCUGCAGAAGUCUCCUCCACCUUCUCCUCGCCGUUUCUCCCGCCGGCGAAUGCCCUCCUCAAGCCGCCAGACAGUUCCUCUCUCCCUCCGAGUGCGUCGCUCCGAGCAACGCCCAAUCGGCCUGCCGGACCCACUCGAAACGCAUCCCCCUCUGGACGGACUCCUUCUCUUUCUCCUCUCCCUCCUUCUCUCCCGUCUUCCCUCUCUUCUCUUUCUUCUCUCUCUUCUUCUCUUCUCUCCAACGUCGCUGCUUCUUCUCCCGGAGGCGCGCCUUGCUCGGUGUCUCCUCUCGGAUCCCGCUCUCCGGAACUGCCCGCUGCCUCGCCUUUCCAGCCCCCGCCACUCUCUUCUCUCGCCGCCUCGGUCUCUUCUGUCUCCCCUGUCUCCGCAAAUCCGCAGGCGCUUCUCGCUGCAUGCACCGCGGCGGUCGCCGCCGGAAAGCUGCCCAUGGCGUUGGCAGCUGCGGCGCAAGCAGCCGCUUCGAAGAAGGCGGCGCAAGUGCCGACUGCGGGGGGGAUUUGUGGGAGCGCUGGAGCGGGGAAGACAGGUCUUGUGCUUCCCCCGGCUGCGAGUCAAACGGCGAGCCACGGGGCGAAGAUCCAAGAAAGUUCUUUCCUUUGCGCGCCUUCGAGGCCUGUGAAUCCUCCUGGAAAUCCAGCAGAGUCGACAGACCGAUCAAACUGUCGAGCCGCGCAGGGGCGGGGGGACCCUGCAGUGGAGACCGCGCAUCCAGCAGAGUGUUCAGAGAGAGAAGCGGGAUCGAGAGAUGUCGGUGCGAGGGAAAUAGGUUCCAGCGAACUGGGUUCGGGAGCCAGCGAUGCGGCUAAGUUCCUUGCUCCUGCAAACGAGGACAGAGUGGAAAACGCGGAAGACAACGACCCCGAAGAAGGCGAGGCUGUGGUUCCCGGUGUCCCUGCAAGACCUGGUGAGUGGGGCGUUCGUACGGAGAGCAGCGGGGGGGCGGCGACUUCUCUCGCGAGAGGAAACGCUGAAGAGCGGCAAGGUGACGGGAGUGAAGAAGCUUCUGAGUCUCUUUGUCGCAUCGAAAUUGCACUGGAGGAGACCAGGACUCUCAAUGCAGAAAGCGAAGGAUGUGGGGAGACGAACGCGGAGUUGUCUUCCCCGUCUGCUGCUCCCUGCGUCCCCGCUUCCGCAUGUGUAGACGGGGCAGUGCAGGCAGAGUCAACAGCGACCGUUGCUGUAGCGACAGGAGAGACAUGCGACACAGAAGAGAGAAAAGAGAGGGAAGGAGAAGGUCAGGGAACUCCGGAGACGGGAGAGACGACAGGCGCAGAAAAGGAGACGAAGGAGACGAAGCCACCUGCGUCGCAAACAGUCGUUGGAGCCGGUGAAGCCUCUUUUGGUCCAGCUUCUUCCACGCGCGCCUCUUCGUCGUUGCUGCCAACUUUCUCCGAAGAAAAGGGAACGGAGCCGACUCUGGUUGCACCUGCAGUUGUCUCUUCGUGCUCUUUUCUUCCCCCAGUGUCACCAGAAUCGUUGGAAGAAGUUCCGGAGACACAGGGACCAUCUGAGAAGCAGGAAGAUACGCUGUGUGUACACCCGACCGACGGACUUCGCGGAGCGAGUGCGGUCUUCCCUGGCGCCGAAGCUACGAAAAACUGUUCUGUCUCCGAGGCUACGCAGUCUGCCGAAGGACCUCCCGUAGGGAGUUCUGCUCCUGUGUGUUCUUCUUCUUCAGAGGGGGUCGCUCCGGAUUCUCAACAAGGAGACGGAUUUGUUUUGCGUGAGACGUCUCAGGAGCUGUCGGCACUCGGCGUUGUCACUUCUGGGAUCGGUUGUUCGCAUGCGGCCCCCGGCUCGUCUCUUGCUGAGGCUAGGCAGACACAAAAAACAGAAGAGAGAGUGGAACUUCCAGAGAAGCCGUCGCGGGAAAGCGCCGCGAAAGUGGAAGAAGUCGACAUGCAGCAUGUCGGGGGAGAAGCAGGAACGAAGACUCUGGAGGAGAGAGAACAGUCGGUGGAGAUUCAGAGCGAAGAGCAGGAGGGGUGCCAGAAAAGGGAUUUGCAUGCGUUGUUGGGAAGUGGAGUAAAUUCUUUUUCCUCGGCAGCCGAUACUGUUUCUUUGUCGCGGUGUGCGUCUUCGGUCGCACGAGAAGCAACCGGGGGAGAGAAAGGAGAGGAGAAAGAUGAAGAAGAGACUUUCGGAGGCAAGGAUCUCUAGAUGUUGUACAGAAAAAAGGGAUCAUAAGGGGCAAGGCGAGGAGACAAAAGACGAAGAAGAAACGAGGAGUUUGACGGGCAUGUCUUUUUUUGUUGAGGUAGCGCUCUCUUCUCCAUGGGUGGUAAGGACUUAACAAGGCGUUGUGUGUGUGUGUGCCUGAUGGUGUGUCUUUUGUGGCGAUUUUGCAACAGUGAAACGGCAGCGAGCGCUUAGAAGCCAUGCACAGAGAAGUGGAAAACAGGCGUUGUUUCGGCGCUUGCUUCGGGAACCUAGUUGAGAAAGUAAUGUUGUGUGGGCGUUGUUGCGUACUCCAAAAGGAAGUUUUCCGGUCACGUUUUUCCGUGUUUGUUGUGUCUGUUAUCGUCGUGUUUUGUCUGAAGAGAAGCUGCGCUUCUGAACGACUCUGUCAAGGAGGGUAUCAUGUUUUUCAAGAAACGGAGGGUUUGAGCCGGCGUGGAAAAAUCAGUCGGCUAUUCCCCAGAGUUUUUCGCUACGAGAAAGCCAGCGCGAACCACAGAGUGCAAGAGAGUUCGGAUUUUGAAAAGAAAAGACGGCUGCGUUCCAUCUCACUCGUCCCACUCAAAGAGCUUUUUUUCGUGGGAACUACCCUGCAUCGAGCUCGUUCCUGGUGGUCACGAUCCCGAGGCAGUCAUCACGUUCUUGAAUCACUUCAAGCGUCGAAAGUCGUUUCAAAAACGUCGCCGGUGACAGCGGUCAAUGCGACGCUCUCACAACUUCUGUCGCCUUGCAAGCGAUGGGAAUCACCGAAAGAACGAGUGCUCUGCCUCGUGUCCUCGACUCUAGAUCAUGCCGAGCGAGAUGGCCUUUAAAGUCAGGCAGCCUUUCACGAAGAAAACGUUUGUGGUUUCCUUCUUUCGAGUCACUCGUGUGGGAUGGAACCAUUUUCACGGAUUCGGCGUUGGGUGUCAGAGUUACGUCGAAAUGUGCCGUGCAGCUCGUUCCAACAUUCGCGGAACUGCAGGAACAGAAGCGCAUCUAAACCCCUAUCUAAGCUCACCACAACAUACAAAGCCACGUACGACUGCUUCAAACUCACGAACAUUAGAGCAAAACGAAGAAAAAACAGCGAAAAAGACCGGGGAGAAGAAAAAGGUUGAGAUGCACUCACGAAGACCGGCCAGAUGGAUAGUAGAGAGUGCCGAGGAGUGAUUCGGCGGUCCUACGGCUGUAAGGGAGGCUGUGGACGAACGCAUAAAGACGGAAGAAAAAACCCUUUCUCCCCGGUUGAAAUGCACAGACUCGCUUUCUAUUGAGGACAGCGCUAGUCACUGCCACACGCUGCAUUUUGCCAUAUCUGUGACGGUGAUAUCGAGCAAGUUCCUGCCGCUGAAAGAGUGGAGCCUUGCGGUAGCAACUGCGGUGCUGUGUGUGUUUGAAAUGCUUUGGGUGACUUUCAGGUAUUAAAGAUGAUCCAGUGGUUUCUCAACACGAUGCACAAGUGGUACAUCCACCCAGAGGCUUUCGAAUUGACGCAGGCUGAUUGGGUUUCCGUCAUCCGCCGUCUAAGGGGUGAGAAAGGUACUGCACAAAAACAUCUAUACGCACCCUCAUUGGAUUACUAUUCAGGGAUGGACAGUUUCUCGGGAUGGAAUCUCCUUUAACGCAACAAGCCACGGGUUGACGAGAAUUUGACCGUUGGAAAUUUAAUCUGCUCGAUCAACAAAAACAGCAUGGGGGCGCUGCGUGGUCAGACACAACCGACUAUCGGUGAAUCAUCCCGCAAUUAUCUGCGUUGUGUGACUGAUACUUAUACGCGUGGAAAGCGAUUACUGGACCGCGACGGAAUGACAACUCUCCAAUGUAACUCGCAUGGGUGCUUUGCAUCUUGAGAGUGAAUUCCACACACUGAGAUUCGUGCACCCGUUCGACGGGACUUCAACAGCUCACAUUCCGAAACAGGAGUGUACGGACGCAUCCACAAAAUAGCUGAAGUGUCGCUGUCGGCAAACACUCUUCUACAUUCACUUGAUCAUCAGAAACAAUUCAUGAAUCGUUUGGGAACAACGAAGCCAGCGUAGCAGCCCCUCAAACGUAAGCCACACUAAGCACUAUAUCAAGGUCGAGUCGCAGAGACUCACCAAGGUCUUCAUCCCUGCUGCUUGAAGGCACUUAUGAGGUGUACACCAAAAGGGUUUAGCUGCAUACUGUGUGCAAAAACUUUGAACGAGGAUUCGUUUCUUAGAAGCACGUUCAGAAGCGGUAGUUCUCGUCGCCUCGGAAAACCACUGAGGACGACGAGACAAGGGGGCGGCGCUCCGUUUCGAGGUAGAGUCCGAGUCAAGCAGUUGUUUGUGUUCCUCUACAAUGCAACAACACCUUUACUACUCUUUCCCAAUAUCCAUUUGAAAGUCUGCCUUCGUGCGCACAUUUGGCGGAGUCUCGCAGAUCUUGCAAGACGCGUGGACCCUUGCAUCUCUAUUGAAAAUGUCUUGACUAGCAGAAGUACGCCAAUUGGUUUCGGAUGGAAACGCAUCUGGCAGUGUUAUCGGGCUGAAAUACAAACUCUCCUCCUGGCCAGUCACUACAGGGUUCAAGAGAGAAAGUCUUCAUCCACAUCCCUCUCUUAUCACACCCGGUGCCGUACGCAGAGACGCCGUACGGCGUACGCCGCGGGCUACGUCCCCCGAUACAAAUGGGUAUGUUUUGUGGCCGUACCCGCGUGGAAAUUCAACCGUGCAACAGUCACACCAAUCUCGUCUUUCCACAGUUGAUCCGCACGACUGAAACCUUCUCGACAGAUCGGAAACGCAGUCAUUUUUGCCGUCGCUGUGGUGCUGUCGCAAGUCCUGCGCGAAAACCCACGGCGAUUUCCGUAACGACUCAGGUGUAUAUAUGCACACACCGCGGAGCGAGUUGCGCGCAACUGGUCCACGUCACGGUGCAGGAAAAAGCUCACUUCUUCACUUUUGCCACGAGUGAAAUUUCUG